Aspergillus pseudonomiae is the source of this 1014-nucleotide messenger RNA. RefSeq lists its product as uncharacterized. Gene Ontology annotation, cellular component: Vma12-Vma22 assembly complex; extrinsic component of endoplasmic reticulum membrane. The record is from RefSeq and is a predicted model, not a curated record. Lineage: Eukaryota; Fungi; Ascomycota; Eurotiomycetes; Eurotiales; Aspergillaceae. Bases 130 to 912 code for a protein of 260 amino acids. The transcript is spliced from 3 exons. Gene Ontology annotation, biological process: vacuolar proton-transporting V-type ATPase complex assembly.
CCGAUCCCCAUAAAUUUGGAGAAGCGACUCGGAGAUCAUCUAAAGCUUCCCUCUUGCGUAAUUGACAACCUCGCGUCGGUUCCUGUCAAGUCGGGCCCUUUCUGGUCCCUAUUUCAUCUUGUUCCCCCAAUGGCGCAAAUUCCCACUCCUCCUGCGUCUCGCCAUGGUUCAGAAUCACCCGAAACCGAGUACAAACAGCCUCCGGGAGUUGACUCCUCAGGCUUAUUGCGGUCGCUGGACGCUCUUCUCGAACGGUAUCUCCAUCUCUUAGAUCGUCAUCAAAAAUUACAAGCCGAACUUGCCACAACUCUAUCUUCGGGGUUUCUCUCACUCGCUCAAGCCAACUACACUUGCCCCCCAGGCCGGAGAUAUGGAGCAGACUACUACGAUGAACGUAUGAAAGCAACAAGAAGGGUGGAACUAGAACUCCCUCCAUCCUCGACCAAAGAUGUCGAGGCAUCCAGUGUGGGUGAAUCGUCCGAUGAAUUUACCAAGCGUGGCGACUAUAGUCGCAUCUUUACUAUAAAACAAGCUACAGGUGGUAGUGCAGAGGAACCCUCUGAGUGGAUUGGAGGAGAGAGCCAAUCUCACUCGAGUAAUGCGUCCACGCUGGAAUGUGAGGAUCCUGAGAGGAAGCGUGACCCUAAGGCUGGGGAUUCCACAACAUCAUCGGAUAACCCUGGGGCGCAAGAGCCGGCAGAGACAAAGCCUAGAUCUUCGGGGAAGAAGCCCCGUUCUUCCGACCCCAUUAGAUGGUACGGAAUCUUGGUGCCACCUUUUCUCCGUAGUGCUCAAAAAUCUUUCACGGAGGCUGUAGGGGGUCCCUUGCCUGAGCUGGCGAGUGUGAUAGUCGAGAUGCAGACUGUGGAAAAGGAAGUGAAACGUGUGCGCGAGAAGAUAGACCAAGCAUGAUUGUUAAUGCGUCGCAUAAUAUAUAUAUAUAGUACUAAUGUAUGCAUGUAUGUAUAUGUAUGUGUAUAUGUAUAGACCCUGGACGCUUCAAGUAAGGAAUGC